Messenger RNA from Tetrahymena thermophila SB210, 1446 nucleotides. Its product is annotated as transmembrane protein, putative. The record is from RefSeq and is a predicted model, not a curated record. The transcript is spliced from 2 exons. NCBI's taxonomy places the organism in Eukaryota, Ciliophora, Oligohymenophorea, Hymenostomatida, Tetrahymenidae.
AUGACAAAAAAUAAAAGCUAAAUAACUUAGCAUAAUAGAAGCGAUAUUAUAUGUUCAGGACCAAGGUUCAAAGAUACUUAAAGUAUCUCAUAGAAUAGAUUUAUAUUUCUCAUUUUACUCUCUGUUGCUAUGGGAUUUAUAAACUACAUUAAUGCUGAUCGAUAAGUUUAAAUUUAAAAUGGUAUUUAUCCAAAUUCAGACAAUAAGAACUAAAGCGGUUAUGAAAUAAAUUUUUAAUGGAUUGAGAUCUGGUGUAAUCUCCCUAAUUGCUUUUUUACACCUUUAAUACUUGGUUACUUAAGUGACUUUAUAUCUAUUCAAUAUCUUCUAAACUUUACUUCUAUCGUGUAGCUUUUUUCAACAAUAUUUCUUUAUCUUUACUAUUGUUCUGGCUACGUAUAAUUCUAUGUUUUAUCUAGAAUAUUUUUCUCAAUUUCUAAUGAAGGAUUACAAAACGCUACUUUUAAUUUAGUUUAUGAGUAUUCUAACAUGUAUAAAUGCGAAUCAAAAUAUUUUUCCCUUCAUUCUAUUUUCGGCUAUAACAUUCAAAGAAUAUUACCUUAUAUUUUUGCCUUGGUAUACAAUCAAUCUCCAGAAACUAAAUAAGCCAUUUAUGAUAACUAACCUGCAUUUUAUUCGUAGUACUUAGUUUUUAAUCUAAUAUCAUGCAUAAUUAUGGCAUUUAUAAACAAAAAAAAUUAAAUUAAAGAGAGAAAUGAAGAAUAACUAGACCCAGCCUUUUUAGUUGCCAGAAUUGCUCCUCAACAAAAAUUCAGCUUUUAUGAAGCCUUGACUUACAUUUUCAAAUAAAACAGUUUUUUUACUUAACAGUGCUUGAUAGGCGGUAUUACUUUAGGUUUUACAUCCUUUUACUUCUAAAGUAAUGGCUUGAUUAGUUCUAUGAUUAAAGAAUGUGGUUUUGAACUUUACAUGGAAAUAAAUUUUUCAACAAAAGGCUUCACAUAAAUAUCAGCUUUUGUUUUUCUUUACUUUAUUGGUAAGAGAAUGGAUGAUUAUGGGAAAAAGUUUAAAUUUUAUUUGUUUUGGUACUGUAUAAUCGGAUUAGCGGCUCUUAAUAUAUUCCUUAAUCUGAUAUAUUUUUUCUCUAAUUAAAUAAUAAUAAAUGUAAUCGUUUACAUAUUCCUAUUUUUUAUAGGACUACAAUACUACUGUUCUUUUAUGGCCAUGAACUCUAUUAUAUUUUGGUACAAUUAAUGGUUUUAAAGAGGUAUGGGUUAUGGUUUAUUUUCUUGCUCUUUUAACACUUUUUCUACAGUCAGCACUCUGAUCACAAUCUAUUAUGCAGACAAAUACCCAGUGCCACUAAGCAUUAUUAUAAUGAUAGCUAUUAUUUUUAUUAUUUUAAUUUUUAAAUACUUCUAAAUUAACAAAAUCAAAAUUCAAAAAGAAUCCCCUUCAAUGCAAAGACAAGAAUAGAAUAACUGA